ACGGUUGCAAUAUGUAUGGAUUUGAAAUAAUAAUAAUGAAAUAACAUAGUAGCUAUAAGAUUUACAAACAAAAUUCAAUUUUUUUAAAAAAUAUGUUUCAAAAUUUAAUAUAAAUAAAAUGAAAAUAGAACCAUAUUUAUUUUGCGUUAUAAAUUAAGACGUUUACAAUGGCAUGCAACGAAGGAAAAAUUUUUAAAACUCAAGCACCCGAAUGCAAUAAAUUGGACUGUUGGUGCCUUCCAGAACCAUAUGUCGAUAAGAAGGUCACCGUGAAAAACAAAAAAUACUGUUGGCUAUACCCCCAACAACGUUCGAAGGAUUUAAACAAAAUGUUACCCAAUUUUGACCAUUGCGAGGCCCUUUAUACGAUUUGCGAUUACAGACUUGAAAAUUAUGUAUUCAAGCAAUUACUCUUGAUUGAAGAACAAAUUCGCAAUUAUACAAAUAAGUUAGACAAGGAAAUCGCUUUCCAACGCAAAAUGUUGGAUGAUAUGUGGAAGCUAUCUCAACGGUUUUUACUAUUAACGCAAUAUUACGGUUGCGUUAAGCCAUAUCCUGACAUUGUCUCCAUACCGGCGGAAAAAGUCGCCCAAUGCAAAUUUCAAAAAAAGCGGAAGGCAAUUCAAUAUUCUAAUUGUCGGUUGGCCUUUAUCUUGGACACACUUCGCACUUCCAUAAGAAAAUUAAAUAACGUAUGCUCUCAAAUGGAUAUGUCAGUUCAAAGUCCAAUUAUUUUAGGGGAUUACAAAAUACGUCCAUUAUCAUACUACCGCAACUUAAUCGACGAUGCGUUCGAGUACUUCAAUAAAGUACUAUGCAAUUUAAAGAGUUGGACCCAAUUGCUUGACAUAGGCGAUCCAAAUGCAAUAGACGACUACAAGGCCUUACUGGAUCCAAAGAAAAAGUUUGAUGAAUUUAUGAAAACUGGAAAGAUGAACUGUACCUGCAUGCGCACUAAAAACCCAGAAUGUAUUAAUAAUUUUGUUAACAAAUUGAGACUGACAUACAUGUUCGCAUACAUUAUCAAAAAGAAGAGGAGACGCUUCGGCAACUACUCAAAUUGGAAGAACUGUUUAGGGAGCACUUGGCCCUUACCAAACGGGAAAUGCUUUUUCAGAAAGACAUGGUAAACCGUUUGUGGGUUUUGUCUCAACGCUAUGUGAUUUUAAUAAGUACAACAGGCUGUUGUAAACAUCCAGAAGUAUAUUCUGGUCCCACCGAGGACAUUCUGCUACGGGAAUAUUCCGAUAAACUUAACCUUUUACGUACAUCCAAUUGUCGAAUUUCAGAUUCCUUAAGAAAACUACGGCAACAAUGCAUCAUUUUUAAUUCACUGCACAGUCAUUUAGAUUUAACGAUGGAAACUCCGUUCAUGUUAGGUGACACAUUUCACAAACCAAUAUCAUAUUUUGUUGAGCUGGUAGACGAUUUAUUUAAAUAUU
This is a messenger RNA of Bactrocera dorsalis (oriental fruit fly), 1442 nucleotides long. RefSeq lists its product as uncharacterized. Bases 168 to 1130 code for a protein of 320 amino acids. NCBI's taxonomy places the organism in Eukaryota, Metazoa, Arthropoda, Insecta, Diptera, Tephritidae. The record is from RefSeq and is a predicted model, not a curated record. The transcript has 5 exons.